Molecule: messenger RNA, 198 nt
Organism: Penicillium pulvis
Lineage: Eukaryota; Fungi; Ascomycota; Eurotiomycetes; Eurotiales; Aspergillaceae
Exons: 1
Coding region: 1-198 (65 amino acids)
Source: RefSeq, a predicted model, not a curated record
AUGGGUGUGGGAGAGGUUCUUAGAUCUUCGGUGCGGGAUGAUGCAAUCGAUAUGCAAGGCGGGCCUCCUGCAGGCUUUUCCGGUGCCGGUGGGCAAUUGUUGAUACCCUCGAUCUUGAAGAAUGGAAAUGCGGUGUCUCCCGGGCGCUUUGGUGCCCGACAGGACGCCCUUACAUCAUCCGAUCCUUCGGUUUUGUGA